Messenger RNA from Lecanosticta acicola, 2190 nucleotides. Lineage: Eukaryota; Fungi; Ascomycota; Dothideomycetes; Mycosphaerellales; Mycosphaerellaceae. The record is from the annotation of a GenBank genome assembly.
AUGAAUCCCCACGGAAGCCCUUCGGCGGCGCAGAACGUGCCACAUGGACGCCACCUGGCUUGUCGAGAAUGCCAGAGGAAGAAAAUCAAAUGCGAUCGGAAUUAUCCCUGUGGACAAUGUUCACGAGCGGGAUUCUCGUGUAUGCAAAGUACGAGGAAGCCGAGGGCGAAGACGGGCGCGAAGGCGGCGGAUGCAGAGCUGAGGCAGAGGAUUGCGAAGUUGGAGAAGUUGGUCGAGACGUUCCAGGGCGAGGAAGGUCAGGUCGCGAAUGUGACUGGGAACGGAAACCAGAUCGCCACAGCUUUACCGCAGCCUGGACCGGAGUUUAAGCCUUCGCCGCAGACGAGUGGUUCGAGAUCGAAUAGUACAGGCAGCCCUUCCGCCAUCGGACCGGACUCCGUUUCGCCUGCCAUUAAUGGAUUGAUGGCGGGCGGCUUUUGGUCCUCGCUUACGAAUGAGGUGAAGGCGCUUGCUGAUGCUUUUGAAGAGGAUGAUGUGGAUGAGGAGGACGCAGCGAGUCCGGAGACCACGUCACCUUCCGCCGCGCACGUUCUGGAACCGAAUCAUCCCACAUCUGGAUAUGAGCUGAUCUUCUGUCCGCCUGGAGUCUUGUAUGUCAUGCCUGGAGCGAUUCAGGAGCCGGAUACUGUGACGGGAUGUCAACUUUUCAACUCGUACCUGGAGCAUGUUGAGCCCGUGCAUAAGCUGUUCCAUGUUCCGACUUUGAAACGCUUCGUAGAGGGUGGAGAGCCAUAUCUUGGGCAACCCGCCGAUGCGCCUUGUAAUCGGGCUCUCAGGAUGUCUGUCUACUUUGCUGGUGCGAAUUCUUUGAUUGAUGAAGAGAGCCAGGCUAUGUACGGCGAACCAGUCGAGCAGUUGGCGCAAAGAUUCAGGGGGAUGGUGGACAUUGCGCUUUAUCAGGCCGAUCCGCUGAAUACGAAUGAGCUUGCUACUUUGCAGGCUCUUUUGGUCUACACAGUACGUCUCAUGCUGCCAUGUUUGAGCGCUUGCUAAUAUCAAUAGGCAUCAAUACGAGUUCUCGAUCUUAGCCGACGAGCCUGGUCCAUGGUGGGAUUGAUUGCGCGGAUUGCCCGCGCAAUGAAUAUCCAUCGUGAGCUUCCCGGAGAAUCUCCAUUCACUGCAGAACUCCGACGCCGAGCGUGGCACGCAAUCGUCUUCCUGGACUGCUACUCAUCGAUCGAUCGCGGAUCCGAACCAGCGAUACAUCCAGACACAUUCUCAAGACUGCCGCCUAAGAAUGUGAAUGAUUCGGACUUUGACGAAAACUCAAUCGCCAUUAUUCCUCGCAAAGGCGAAAUCACGGACAUGUCUCUUGCAUGCGUUGCGAUCGAAGGCUCUAUCUUGUCAAUCCGGAUGGCUCUUCCGGAGGGCAUACCUAAUGACGCCAAGACAUGGCAAAGGCGACUGGACAUGGCGAAUGAAUACGUUCGCAUGAUUCAUGAAAAUUUCUUGCAAUACUGCGAUCCGAAUAAUCCAUACCAUGAGACCAUCGCCCACACAGCAACUGCCGCAGCACAUUCCGUAAUGCUACGUGCGGUCCGACCGAUGGCUUACCACCCCUCCACUCCUCCGCCGAGAGUCGAUAGUCCUUGGGUAAUGCAACUUGCGCUGAACAUUCUCCGAAACGCAGACGAGAUGUACGCACGCAAAGCGACUUCUGGACAAUGGAGAAGGAUGCCUUGGGUUCCGUGGCAUGCGAUUUCCGUUGCGCUUGCUGGUCUAUGUUCCAUUCGGGGAACCGAAGUAGCCGACGAGGCUUGGACGCUCAUUGACAAAGCCAUGGAGCGCUACGGAAACCAUGUUGCAGACAGCCGGAAUGGCAUGCUCUGGAAACCCGUGGAGAAACUCUAUCGAAGGGCCGCUGCAUUUCGGAGAGGGUCUCAAACGCAGCCACAAGCCCCGCCUCAACCGUCUGCUAAUCCUCCUCGACCUAAUACAGAUGCCCCGAAUGCCGAGGUGGCGAUGCCUAUGGGCGGUGAUGGGAAUUGGAUACUGGACAACAUGAAUGUGCCUAUGCGUAUGCCUACUUCAAUGAGCAUGCCCGAGUCGGUGUUUGAUUUCCCGCCCGAGAUGCAGGCUGCGCUGCCCAUUGACAAUAGUUGGCUGGAUUGGGAGGCCAUGAUGAAAGAUAUGGAUGACAUUAAGGCGGAUGAUAUGCAAUGGGUAUGA